GACAGGUCGCUUGCUUCACCUGUUCCAUCGGGAGGGGGGCCGUUCACAUUGCUGUCUGGACCGUGUGCUGUGUCGAUUCCUCUCAGGUGUACCUUUUAACGGCAUCUUGUUUUUUACACACACACGCAAAAAAAAAAAACCCACAAAAAAAAGGCAUCCAGAACAAAAUUACAUGGAGACUCGCCUGACAUGCCGAGGAAGGAGUUACCAUUGCCGCAGGGUUGGGAAGAAGCCCGGGAUUUUGACGGGAGGGUUUAUUACAUCGACCACAUCAAUAAAACGACGAGCUGGAUCGACCCCAGAGACAGGCAGACGAAACCUUUAACUUUUGCUGACUGCAUCGGAGAUGAGUUGCCUGUGGGCUGGGAGGAGGCCUAUGACCCAAAGGUUGGAGCCUAUUAUGUUGACCACAACACUAAGACCACCCAGCUGGAGGACCCGCGGGCUCAGUGGCAGUGGGAGCAGGAGAACAUGCUGCGCGAGUACCUGGAAGUGGCCCAGGACGCUCUGAACGCGCAGAGGGAGAUCUACCAGGUCAAGGAGCAGCGGCUGAAACUGGCCCAGCAAGAGUACCGGCAGCUCAACGAAGUCUGGAAGGACAAGUCCACGUCUCGGACGAGCUUGAAUUCAGGAUCCUCCUCCAGCAGUAAAUACGACCCAGAGAUUCUCAAAGCAGAAAUUGUGACUGCCAAAAGCAGGGUUAACAAGCUCAAGAGAGACCUGGCGCACAUGAGGCAGGAGCUGCAGUAUAAAGAGCAGGGCUACGAAACGCUGAAGGAAAUCGACCAGAAGGUGUCCCAGGCGCCCUGCGGGUACAAGCUGCACGAAGCGCAGGCCAUCCUGAACGAGGUGAAGUCAAUCAAAGAUGCCAUCAGCCUGGGGGAGAAGGAGAAGAAGGAGCUCAUGCAGAAACUUGCCAUCCUGAAAGAUGGAUUUCGAUUGACUUCUGGGUCGCAGAGUGACCUCUGGGACAGUACUUCCUCGCUAGCGGACUCCAGCCUCUCCAUCCCCCACCUCUACUCCGACGCAGAGUCGCAGACUGACCUUCCGGGAGACCUGGCAUUGAGCAGCAACAAUAAACUAGCUGAAAAGGUCCGGUUGAGCCUGAAGUACGAGGAGGCCAAGAGAAGGAUCGCCAACAUUGAGGUUCAGAUCGCCAAGCUGGACAGCGAGGCGUGGCCCGGGCUGCUGGACCCAGAGAGGGACCGCCUCAUCCUGAUCAGCGAGAAAGAGGAGCUCCUGAAGGAGCUGCAGUACGUCCGCCCUCGGAGGCGCGAGCCCGACGAUGUGGCGAAGAUCGAAACGGAAAAGAAGCGGCUGGAGAGGGACCUCCAGGCUGCCCGUGACAACCAGAGCAAAGCUCUCACCGAGAGGCUGAAGCUGCACAGCAGAAGGAAUAAACUGGUGAAGGAACUUGAAGAAACUGCACGACUUGCAUCUUCACUCCAUUCACAGCUAAAGAGCCUGUCGGCCAGCACUCUCUCCUGCUCGUCCGGCAGCAGCCGCGGCUCCCUGGCCUCCAGCCGCGGCUCGCUGGCCGCCUCCAGCCCGGGCUCGUCCUCCUCGCUCAGCUUCACCGACCUCUACGGUGACCCGCCGGAGCCGGGGGACCCCGACUUCCAGGGCAGGCUGGACUGCGUGCUGCAGGAGGGGGCCGCCGGCUUCCGCCCGUCCAGCUCCAUCACCACCAUCCACGAGAACGAGGUCAUCCGGACCCCCGGCGCCGCCCCCGGCCCCCCGCGGGGGCAGGUCCCCAGGCUGUCCGAGACCCCCCGCUCCAUGAGCUCCCUGUCGCCCAGGUCCUCCUUCUCCUCCCUGUCUCCUCCCUGCUCCCCGCUCCUCAGGGACCCCACGUUCCUGGGCGGGGAGGCGUUCCUGGGUCACGGCGGCGCUGGACUAGACCUGGAGCUGCAGGGCCGGCUGGCCGAGCUCCAGCUGGACGGCAGCGGGCAGCCCAGCGCCGAAGGCCAGCACGCCCCCCCGCCUCGCAGCGCGGCCCAGGAGCUUCACGCUACGCAGGGGAGCACGACUGCAGGCGCAGAGGCAGGAAGAGAUGGCAGCGCACCAGGCAGGGGCCCAGGCCCUGUGCUGAAAAGGCCGGGCGUCUCCUCAGCAGUGUCCGACGAGUCGGUAGCAGGAGACAGCGGAGUCUACGAGCCGUCCGAGCGAAGACCUACAAGGCCAGCAGAUGUGGUUUUAAAUUCCGAUGAAGGAGGAUCCAUAGGAACAGCUCAGAUCCAACUGGGGAUGAAGUACGACGCGAGAGAGAGACGAUUUGCGGUAUUCGUUGUGCAGCUUUGCAACGCAUCUGUGCUGCCUUUACCCCUUGAUGAGAAAAUAUACGUGCGUGUGGCUGUGCUCCCCUGCCCCCAGACGACGAGCUGCCUCUUCCGAACGAGGGCCUCGAUCCCGCAGGACAAGCUGGAGUUCAGCGAGGUGUUCGGGGUUUCUGUGUCACUCGGGGCUCUCCGGCAGAAGACGCUGCGGGUGGACGUGUGCUACAUCAAGACGUCCGGCCGGGAGGAAUGCUUGGCUGGCGCUCAGAUUAGCCUUGCAGAAGUGAGCAGCUCUGGGGAAGGAUCGACCCAGUGGUACAACCUGCUCAACAACAAGUGCCUGGCAGAGGCUGGCACAGAGCACAGAGGAGCAGAGGACUCCCCAAGACGUGCCGAGGGUCCUGUGUCAGAACCUGUGGCUGAAAUCACUGAGAGACCAGAUGAUGACAAAAAUGCAUUUAUUUCUGAGGAAGAAUGGACCAGUGAGCACCUAGAAGGGGAGUUCUGGGAGGAGGGGGAAGGCAGUGAUGCGGAGGCUGCUGAGGUGCAGGAGGAUGAGGAGUCGUAUCCAGAGACGAGCCGCCGCGCGGGAGAAGAGGGCACCGCUGGCCAGGCCUACACGGGCAGAAUAACGGAGAGGGCGAAUAAGGAGACCAGCACGGACAGCCUUGCGCAGGCGGCUUCGGUGGUCCGGCCCAAGGAGAGGCGAGCUGCAGCCCCCCAGCAGACCCCCCUCGUGAGGGGCAACACCAUCAUCCGCUCAAAGACCUUCUCUCCAGGAGCACAGAGCCAAUACGUCUGCAGGAUAAACCGGAGUGAUAGUGACAGCUCCACCUUAUCAAAGAGGUCUCCCUUUGUCCGAAACGCCUCGGAGAGACGCAGUGUUCGAGUGAAAAGGCCGGUUCUUCAAGCUAGGGGGCUUGACGGUCUGCUCCGGACCUCCCUGGACAUGGAGCUGGAUCUGCAAGUGUCCAAGACCAAGCACAGCCGCCUGAACCAGGAGCUGGAGGUACUUCGGCAGCUCAAAGAGCAGCUGGAACAGGCCCGCGCCCAGGGCCGGAGUGAGCUCCCCGCCUGGGUCCAGCAGGACGAGAGGUUCAGGCUGCUGCUGAAACAGGCCGAGAAGCAGACCGAGGAGGAGCAGCAGCAGGAGCUCCGCGUCGAGAGGAUGAUGCGGACGGCGGCGAAAGACGUGCACAGGAUCCGAGGGCAGAGCUGGAAGGAGGCCCGGGAAGUGCACUCGUUCAGGGAGAAGAUGGCCUUUUUCACACGAGCCAAGAUAACGAUCCCCGAUCUUCCGGCAGACGAUGUGUAGAGCAUUUCAAGUAUUUUGGAUUUUGGGAAAAUUAACUGCUGUAUUUAACUGAGAUGAGACUGAUAUCUGGUGGUAUUAUGAAGAAAACUGUAUGUACCCAAGGAAACAUUCACAUUUUUAAUGUACAGAUUUGUAGGAAUGUGAGUUGCUCAUCUGUAUAGUUUUUUUGAUGCACACAGAAGAACAAACAGAUUCUUUUUUCUGUUAUUAAUUAAUUGGUGAGAGAUUGAAACCUUGUUUUAACAUUGUUAAGAUACAAACCAGUGGAUUUUAUUUUAGUUCUUUAAGAAAGGAAUGUUUGUGGUUUUGGCAAAAAAAAAACCUAAUUCAUUUAGUUACCAUUUGCAUGACAUAAAACUCAAUACAGGUAUCAUUUUAACUUAAAGUAUGUAGCGGGGCCUUUUCUAUGUGACAGUUUUAUGGCUACCCAAUGAAACAUAAAAGUUAAAUAUUAAUUUAUGUUAUAAAUUAUAAUAUUAUAGUUUCCAUCUUUUUUUUUAUCCUGUUGCUUUCCCCCGCCCCAACCAAACACUUCUGUUCUAUUACGCACUUUUAAAUUAUUUAUUAGAAAUUAGCUGCUGCUUCUGUGCUGAAUACCAGGAGUCAAGAUUGUGGCAGUUGUCGGUGAUGUCUCUUCUGCUCUGGCCUGUAUUGUCUGGGAGUGAGCACAGGUACGGUGCCUGUGGAACAUCUGCACUCUCUUUCCGAAGUAACACAUUCUGUGGCCUAACAGCCUGAAAUCAGAACACAUUCAAUCAGAAUAUGUUUAGCUUUUACUUACAUUUUAAAACGCACGCCCCCCAAGUAAAAAAAAAAAACAUGCUCAGACCAGCUUUCAUUUUUUAAAUCACUAGUCAGGAGGUUUGAGGCUUUAUAAAAUACAUUUUGAUUGAAUGUGUUUUGAUAUCGGGCUGUUUGGCUGUGUAGACUUUCUGUAGGCACGGCCGAUAAUCUUCAGUGGCACUGGUGUCCCGAACAGAAGUGACUCCAGGCAUCGAGCUGCAGGGCACUCUCGAUCAUAGCUUUCAAGGAAGGCGCAGAAACAUUUCAACAAGUUCGUCCAGCCUGUUUCAGACUGAAGAAAGGAGCCGUUUCUUUGCAGAAAGGGUUGCGAGUGCUCGGACCCAUCCCAGCUGUUGAAGCAGAUGCUUUUGACGCUCCCAGGAAAAGAUGAGAUGAGACCCUUUGAUCAAUGAGCAACUAGCAAACCGAUGUCAAACAAGUAAGGUGUGGCACAUGAGUCUGUAAGAAGAGGUGCAAGCAGUAGGAAUCCAUUCGCCACCUCUGGCCUGUUUGGUAGUAAGUUGCUAAUUGGCCUCAGGACCUCAUCCAGCUGUUUCCUGAAAGAAGCCAAGGUACCGGCUUCAACAACACAGCUGGGUAGCUUGUUCCAACCUCCCACAGCCCUUUGUGUUAAAGUACUGCCUCCUGCUUGUCAUCUGAAAUGCACUUCCCCUUGGUUUCUACUUGUCCUCUGGUUUGGAUUUCACCUCUGACUCUAAAGGAGUCUAUUACAAUGACUUCGCUAAUGCCUGUGAGGAAUUUGGGUUCUCAGAUGAGUUCCCUUCGUUGUCUGUUCAGGGUUAAACAAUAGGUUCUUUUCACCUGUGUGAGGACAGUUCUGUAAGGAAUAGGGGGCUGCUCCAGGGUACUCUUCCUCUCUGUGAAAACGAUGCACAAUAUUGUGAAUAUGAUCAUGCUCGUGCAUUUGACCAUUUUAAGAUAACAUUAAAUUCUACAUUUUUAGCUAUGUAAAAGUUCCAGAUUUCUGUUGGCAUGUUUCAUUGCCCCCCUGCAGUGUGCAGGACUGGACUGAUCUUCAAGCUCAGUGUUUUCCUUCCCGCAGUCGGUUUCUCCUGCUUGCGUUAGGAAAACUUAAAUUUUACAAGCUAAAGAAAUAAACACCUGGAAAUGAAUAUCAGUCUUACUGUUUCAGCUCUUCCCUUGCCCAUGGGGUAAGAGGUAAGUGGGUUCAUGUUUGAAUUUUCCUAAGAAACGCUUGCCCUGUGUGGGAAUGAAUCGCACUCUGCUCCUGCUCGUGGCUCUUAAGAGACGAUCCGAGAUGCACAAAAACGUUACCAGCACACGGUAGUGAAAAUAAAUCAUAUCUUUGUCAGUCCUACACUUUUUUUUAAAAUGUACAGAUCAUCAUUAAAACUCAGGUAAUGUAAAGUAACAUUCAAGCACUUUUCUAAAAAAAUGGCUCAGCUUAGCCCUUUAAAAAUUGUCUUCACACGUUUGGACCCUUAAGAAAGCAAUUUGUUUUAAGUUUUCACUGGUAAAAAUUAAAAAAAAGCAGAGAGAACUGCACUUUCAUUUGAUGCCCUUCACCAGUUCAAGGCUGCAUCUUUGUGUGUCAUACUAAUAGAAAGCACAAUUCCCUUGAGAGGAAACUUAACGUUUCCGCUCCAGCCUGACACCAUUAACAUCAUUUACACUAAACUUUACCUGAACGUGUGGAUUGCUAAGGAGACUGUGGGAUUGUAACGCUAUAAGCAGUUCUUAAUUGGCAGUUUUUAAAGCAGGUUUAUAUGUGCUCUCAGAUAGUUACUCAGGUAAAAUACUUAUCCGAGUCAUGUUGACCCUUCUAGCCAAUGAAGUCUCUCUCUGACAUGGCCUAGAGAGGGUGGCUGAUCUAGUAGCUAAGAAAAAUAUUAAAGUUUCUCCAUACAAGUCCUAAGCUUCCUAACCUCUUCAUUGCUUAACCUGUAAAACUGGUGCUGCUGUAUCUGCUGAUGCCUAGUUGUGCCCCCAGAGUUUGUAAGUUACCUUUGGAUGAAGUAUCUGCUGAAUUAGUGUUUGGCAGCCAGGUUACGUGAUGAACCGCUCUGCUGCCUCACAUCCCUAGGAUCCCCAAUUUCAGUUUUGGAGUAUGGCUCUCCAGGUGCUCUAAUUUUCUUCCUACCUCCCAAAGACAUGCUGGCUAUGUGAUUCGGACUGUCCGGAUCAAGUCCAUCACAGUCCGCAGCUCGUGUGUUCUGUCCCAGGUGCAGUCCUGUCUUGUGCUCUCUAUUUCUGGGUUCGGCUCUGGGUCGCUAUGAGCUAGUGGCCUUCAAAUAAUGGAUAGAUGGGAUAUUAUUAAUAAUAUUGACUUAAAUGUUGUUUAAUCCCCGUGAGCUUCUAACUGAGAAAUGGCUACUGGUGUGUUUUAGGUUUCGGGCGUGUCUGCAUGAUGAUUGGAUCUUUAUAAUUCAGCUGAAGCUCCUUCUUUGGGCUGUCGCACUUAUAAUCCAGUCUUUGUCUAGUGGUGCUUUACAUGAACUUCACUUCGCUGCCCUAAUUAUCCAUAUCUAUCUAAUGCUAUGGUAAUAUGAAUGAAAUAUGUAUCUAGAUCAAUUGCAUGGGAAUUAAUAUAGGACACGAAACUAGGGCAAACUACAUGUAGAUGGCAGCGAGCGGUGCAAAACGGUCAACUCUCUUUCAGAAACAUUCGAUUGGGCAUGACUUGCUCUCUGAUUCCGAAGUCGAAAACCGGCAGCUGAGUACAACUGUUUUGGUUUUUAACCUUUGUAUUUUGAAGGGGUAUUUAAAUGCACAGCGCUCGGUUUUCUCUGAAUCCCAUUGUGGUCGAGAACGUGUUUUGUCGUGCAAAAACAAUCCUUAAAAAAUUACCAUCUAGGUAAAGUAUAUGGCAUUUCGAAAAGGUUUUUUUUUUGUUUGCAAGUUAAUACCUGUGUGAAAGGGUUUUCAUUAAGUCAGGCAUUGUUAUCUGAUUUGUGCUUAAUUUCCUCAUGGGUACAAAUCUAAAUGUAUUUAUUUGACUCUCCAGAUUUGGAACACAUCCUUUGUGCCAAGCAUUUGUAAAUGAAGUGGCAGAAAUUCACCUUUUCCGUCAUGUCUGUGCUUGAAAUGUCACCAUCUUUAAAAGCACUGAAAGCAAUUCCUCCCUUUAUAUGCUCCUGCAAGGUAGUUUACCUAGCAGGUUUGGACUAAUGUUUAUUUCAUCACUUUUUUUUCCACCGUUGAAACAGGAUGCCCUUCUAAGUACGAGCACACUCAAGCCCUUAGGCUCCUCCUGGGAUCUGUUGUUGCCACAGUGUGAAAUCCCAAAACAGUUUGCUGGACAAGAGCCAAGCUGUCACAGAUGUAAAGAGUUGCUUUAGGUCAAUAUUCUAGGACACUGGUGUGGAUAAUUAACAUGUCUUAAAUCCCCUUUUGGCACAUCAUGUAGAAAAAUGAAUAUGUAAGUCGUGUUUCUGAAUUGUUCUCUUAAUUAUCCAGUAUUCUCCAUAGUUAUGCCAGUUACUUCAGUUGCCAGGCAACUAUGUCUUCAGAGGCUCGGGAUGGUUUUGUUCUUUCAAGCCUGUUCCCUGUGUAAGCUCUGUCAUGUUUCUCUCUCUCUCUACAGCUUAUUAAAUUUCCAGAUCUUUCAAGGAUGCUUUCCUCUGUGUGUAGGUGUCAUCUCAGAGCCUUUCUCUGUGGAAUGUUCUGUGUUUCUGAAUGCAGGGGUCUUUUUUGUCACUCUGCUGAAAGGUUUGUGUGCUGGGGAAAAAGAGGCUUUGUGUUCAGUGACCUCGUACCUUUGACCUGGUGUUUCUGGAGUGGAUUCUGUGCCCCUGCUGUCCAUUUUCAGCCCCCCUCUAUUUCCGCUGUGCCCCCACACCUGUUGGCUGCAGUUCUGGGGGAACGAAUCUCUCGUGUAUUUCUAUUCAUUUACAAAAUUGUGAACCAUCUCUCCGUUCUGAUUUUUUUUAAAUUGAUGUGCAAACGGUAAACUCUGCCACUGCACUACAUUGAGCAGCUCAUUGUUUUUAGUUAAAAUCAUGUCUUUUAUCUCUGCACUUUAGCAACAGCAUCUGUCUGUGCAGCUAAUUGUCUCUCAUUGUGCAAGUGCUCAUAACAAAUGUUGAAUGUUUGGUACAAGAGUAUCUUCCUUUUGUUUAGCAAGUUCCUCAGGAUUCAUUUUUUUAAUCAGUGUAAUCUGAACCUGGUUUGUGGUUUUAAAAUGUAUCAUCUGCGAAAAAUAAGCUCUUUAGGAGCUGAGGUAAAACUAGUCAGGCACUUUGUGACAGCACCUACCGUGUCAUUGAAAUAUUUUUUUAUUGGUCUCUGUUUCGGGAGUGUGUUUGUGAAAUUUAAACUAAAAAUUGUUGUAAUAAAAAGCUACCAUGUGUCAGAAAUAAAGAGUUUGUACAGAGACCUGCUUGUAAAAUGAAUGACGCAUACCUGUUUACACUGAUAAGAAAUUUCAAAAGAGACUUUCAUAGUUAAACAUGAAACAAUAUCAGCUAGUUUUGUAUUCUUUGUCAUUGAUAAAAAUAUAGAGGAAGUCUUACAUUAGGACUUUGCUGUAUUUUAGGAGAACAGAUCAUAUGGGUAUCAGAUCUUUAGUCUUACUAAAUUAAUAGGUACUGUAAGUACUAAAAUUAGAAUCAGCCUUUUAUCAGCUAAUGGCACACGGUACAUUUGUUCAUUGCUGACCAAGUAAAGAUAUUUAUUUAUAUUGAGAAUGUGUGUUGCUAGUCCUAAGUGGUCAGAGGUCACUCUUGUUAACACAAACAAUAACUUGCUUUUGUGCAUGGAUGUAAUUUAAUACUUGUUUGCUGUUUUUGAGGUUAUUAUACAUUGUCUUCUUCAUUUUCCCUUUGGUUUUCUUUUUUGUUGCAACCUGUUAUGAUGAAAGUCUGUUGCACACAAGGUGGUAGGAGACAGGGACUUUCCUGUAGCUGUCGUGUGAGAGACAGUGUGUAUUUAUUGCACUUUGCUAUCUGGGCUCCUGGUCUGUUAUUUUCUUUUUUGUAGACUUCUGAAAGCUGUGAAUUUAAAAAUUGGAUUCUGUGCAUCAACCAGCAUUGUACAUAUUCACCAGCACUAAACAUGUUUUGUAGUUUCAAAGCAAAUAUAUAUAUAUAAAGUGUUUUUUCUUGUA
Messenger RNA from Lepisosteus oculatus (spotted gar), 9460 nucleotides. RefSeq names its product WW and C2 domain containing 1 (gene wwc1). Lineage: Eukaryota; Metazoa; Chordata; Actinopteri; Semionotiformes; Lepisosteidae. Gene Ontology annotation, cellular component: cytoplasm. The record is from RefSeq and is a predicted model, not a curated record. Gene Ontology annotation, molecular function: molecular adaptor activity; kinase binding. Gene Ontology annotation, biological process: regulation of hippo signaling; regulation of DNA-templated transcription; negative regulation of organ growth.